CAUCAUGGGACAAGAACCAAGAAGGCUCUCAGAUGAGUACGAGAUCUCAGAGGUGUUAGGCCGAGGAGGAUUCUCAGUUGUGAGAAAAGGAAAAAGAAAGUCGUCACCGGAACAAUACGUGGCGAUCAAAACGCUGAGAAGGAUAGGCCCUUCAACUCCGUUGUCGACGACGAAAAACCGCGGAAUGGCCACCGGAAUAUUCCCUACAGCCAAGCAGGUGUCCAUCUCCGAUGCACUUCUGACGAACGAGAUACUCGUGAUGCGGAGAAUCGUCGAGAACGUGUCGCCCCAUGAGAACGUGAUCGACCUCUACGACGUCUUCGAGGACGACCGGAGCGGCGCCGUUCACCUGGUGCUGGAGCAUUGCUCCGGCGGUGAGCUGUUUGAUCGGAUCGUGGCCCAAGAUAGGUACUCCGAGGCCGAAGCUGCAGCCGUCACAAGGCAGAUCGCGGCGGGAUUGGAGGCUCUUCACCGGGCGAAUAUCGUGCACCGGGAUUUGAAGCCGGAGAACUGCUUGUUCUUGAAUGGAAGUCAGGAUUCUCCGCUGAAGAUCAUGGAUUUCGGAUUGAGUUCUGUGGAGGAGUUUACUGAUCCAGUUGUGGGGUUGUUUGGUUCCAUCGAUUAUGUCUCACCAGAGGCUCUUUCUCAGGGAAAUGUCACUGCUAAGAGUGAUAUGUGGUCAUUGGGUGUCAUCUUGUAUAUUCUGCUCUCCGGGUAUCCACCGUUCAUUGCCCAAUCAAAUCGGCAAAAGCAACAGAUGAUAAUGGCUGGGGAUUUCAGCUUUUAUGAGAAAACUUGGAAGAAUAUCUCUUCAUCAGCGAAGCAAUUAAUUAAGAGUCUACUAACAGUUGACGCUGAAAGGAGGCCCAGCGCUCCAGAGCUGCUAGAUCAUCCAUGGGUGAGAGGUGAUUCAGCCAGGGAAGAUCAAAUGGACGCCGAGAUUGUAUCCCGACUUCAAAGCUUCAACGCUCGGCGCAAACUUCGCGCCGCAGCGAUUGCCAGUGUCUGGAGCAGCUCUAUUUUCUUAAGGACCAAAAAGCUCAAAUCUCUACUUGGCUCCCAUGACCUUUCACAAGAUGAGAUUGAAAAUCUCAGGAUUCAUUUCAAGAAAAUAUGUGCAAAAGGGGAUAAUGCCACUCUAUCCGAAUUCGAGGAGGUGUUGAAAGCAAUGAAAAUGUCGUCUCUAUUACCGCUAGCAGCUCGCAUCUUUGACCUGUUCGACAACAAUCGCGAUGGGACAGUCGACAUGCGAGAGAUACUUUGCGGCUUCUCCAGUCUCAGAAAAUCGCAGGGUGACGAUGCUCUCCGCCUGUGCUUCCAGAUGUAUGAUACAGAUAGAUCAGGAUGCAUCACCAAGGAAGAAGUAGCUUCCAUGCUCAGGGCCUUGCCUGAAGAGUGCCUACCAGCAGAUAUAACUGAACCUGGAAAACUGGAUGAGAUAUUUGAUCUUAUGGAUGCAAAUAGUGAUGGGAAAGUUACCUUUGAGGAAUUCAAAGCUGCCAUGCAGAGGGAUAGCUCACUCAAAGACGUUGUCCUCUCCACUCUUAGGCCGCUAUAA
This is a messenger RNA of Morus notabilis, 1558 nucleotides long. Its product is annotated as calcium and calcium/calmodulin-dependent serine/threonine-protein kinase. Lineage: Eukaryota; Viridiplantae; Streptophyta; Magnoliopsida; Rosales; Moraceae. The transcript has 8 exons. The record is from RefSeq and is a predicted model, not a curated record. Gene Ontology annotation, molecular function: ATP binding; calmodulin binding; calcium-dependent protein serine/threonine kinase activity. Gene Ontology annotation, biological process: peptidyl-serine phosphorylation; protein autophosphorylation; intracellular signal transduction. Gene Ontology annotation, cellular component: cytoplasm; nucleus. Bases 5 to 1558 code for a protein of 517 amino acids.